AUGAGAACCACCCCAAACUCAUGGUUUUACUUCAUAUCUUUGCUGUGUCUAGUGGACUUGACUAUCACUAUCAAUUUAGCCACUGCCCAUUAUUGUCUUGAUCAUCAGCAAUCUCUGCUGCUCCAUUUGAAGAACAACCUCACAUAUAACCAAAAUCAGUCCAAAAAAUUAAUUCAUUGGAACCAUGUUCAUGAUUGCUGCCACUGGAAAGGGGUCUCUUGCAACAAGGGACAUGUUAUAGCACUAGACUUGAGCCAAGAAUCUAUCUCUGGAGGUAACUUUAGCAGUCUCUUCCACAUGCAAUUUUUGCAGAGUUUGAAUUUGGCUUAUAAUGAGUUCAUCUCCUUUGAAACUUGUUCUGAGUUCCAAAACUUGAAGAAUCUGAGGUAUUUGAAUUUGUCAAAUGCUGGCAUUGUGGGAGAAAUUCCAAAAAAUAUCUUCCAAUUAUCCUCACUUCAAGUUCUUGAUUUAUCUGAUAAUCAAAGACUUAAUGGUUCCCUACCACAAAAUAUCCCAUAUCAAUUAGCAUCUCUCAACUACUUGAACCUCAGCCAUACAAAUUCUUUUGGACCACUACUAGAAUCUCUUCUCAACUUGAGGCAACUAUCAACAUUGGAUCUGUCAAAUUGCCAGUUUAAUGGGACACUUCCUAACUCAAUGUCAAAUCUUACCCAUCUAGUUUAUCUAGAUUUGUCAUUCAAUAACUUCACUGGCCCUCUUCCAUCUUUCAAUAGGUCCAAUGCUCUUAGGAGUUUUGCUCUCAAUCAUAAUUACUUUAGUGGUACAAUUCCAUCCACCCAUUUUAAUGGCCUUGCAAAUCUUGUGAGAAUUGAUUUCGGAGAUAACUCUUUGGAUGGAAGAGUUCCCUCAACUUUGUUUGCACUUCCAUCUCUUCAACAACUCAUUCUCUCCUACAAUAGAUUUGAAGGCCCAUUGAAGGAACUACCAAAUUGUUCUUCCUCAUCUUUAGAGAUGCUUGAUUUAAGUGGAAACAAUUUUCAAGGUUCAAUUCCCUCAUCUAUUUUCCAACUCAAAAGACUCCUUUUGCUUCAGCUUUCAACAAACAAGUUCAGUGGCACAAUAAAAUUGGACAAACUUCGAAACCUACCAAAUUUAAAAACAUUUGAUCUUUCUCAUAACAAUUUGUCAGUUGUUGAUGCAAAUGUUCAACCAGUCUUGUUGUUAUUGGUGAUAUCAAUCAUCCUUUGCACGUGUCCCGGUCAUGUCGUUUCUGGUCUCUGUCUCGAUGAUCAGAGGUCCUUCUUGCUGCAAUUCAAGAACAACCUCACGUUCGACCAUCAACAUUCCACAAAGCUAAAUUCAUGGAAUGAAAGUAUUGCAUGCUGCGAUUGGAGUGGUGUAACCUGUGAUCAUGAUGCUCGUGUCAUUGCUCUUGAUUUAAGUCACACCAAGUUCUCUGGAAGACUUCCCCUUUCUAUUGGGACUAUACCACCAAGUAUCUUCCAACUUAGAGGGCUUGUUUAUCUCCGUUUAAGCAAGAAUAAAUUGUCGGGACCAAUGCCUCUAUCUAUCCAAUUUAGUGGACUUCAUGAACUUGAUCUUUCCUCAAACAAGUUUAGUGGGCCAAUGCUGAUAGAUGCACUUGCUCUAAACAGAAACUUAUCUGUGUUAGACCUUUCAUUCAACAUGAUAGAUGAUGUUAUUGUUACAGAUGUUCUGCUUUCCACCUUUCCACAGUUAAGAAUUCUAAACUUGGCAUUCUGCAACUUGAAAACUUUCCCUGCUUUCUUGAAAUACCAAUCUGGAUUAUAUGAUCUCUAUCUCUCAUAUAACCAGAUUCAAGGAAUAGUACCCAACUGGAUUUGGAGACUAGAUGAGCUUUCCAUUCUUAAUGUCUCUCACAAUUCUCUAACUAAUUUUGAAAACCUUACUCAUAAUUUGCACAAUCAACUGCAAGGGCCAAUCCAAGGUUUUCUUCAACUUGCUUCCAUUGUUGACUUCUCAAGCAACAAUUUGAGCUCUGUUAUCCCAGUAGACAUUGGUUAUUACAUGUCUCGUACGCUUUAUCUUUCUCUCGCAAACAAUAGUUUUCAUGGCAGCAUCCCUCAUUCCUUGUGUAAUGCUUCAAUGCUUGAAGUUCUUGACCUUUCUCAUAACAAAAUAUCUGGAGAACUUCCCCAUUGUUUAAUGAAGAUAGGUGAGACCCUUUGGAUAUUGAAUCUAGGGAGUAACAACCUGACAGGCCAUAUUCCCAAUACAUUUCCGAGUUCUUGUUCUCUAAGGACUAUUGUUUUCAAUGGGAAUCAAUUAGCAGGGCCACUUCCAAAUUCUCUGGCACAUUGUGAUUGCUUGGAUGUAUUAGACAUUGGAAUAAAUAAGAUAACUGGGGGCUUUCCUUGCUUUCUAAGAAAUAUAUCUGCACUUCGCAUCCUAAUCUUGCAGAACAAUGAAUUCCAUGGCCCAAUGAGAUGUGGAAAAGAGAGUGGAGUUUGGGAAAUGAUUCAAAUUGUUGAUGUGGCCUUUAACCACUUUAGUGGUAAACUACCUGGAAUAUGGUUCACAAAUUGGAAAGUCAUGAUGUCCAAUGAAGGAGAAGCUCAAUCUAAGGCAAAACAUCUUGAUUUUCAACUUCGCACUACAGAUGUUCAGGAUUCAGUAAUGGUCAUAAGCAAAGGUCAAAAAAUAGAGUUACUUAAAAUCCUAACAAUCUUCACUUCAAUUGAUUUCUCAUACAAUCAAUUUGAAGGGCCAAUACCAAAGGAGUUAAUGGAUUUCAAAGCACUACAUUUGCUUAACCUGUCACACAAUGCUCUUUCAGGUCAAAUUCCAUCUUCUAUAGGGAAUUUGAAUCAGCUUGAGUCAUUAGACCUGUCAAUGAACUCAUUGGAAGGAGAAAUUCCCACAGAGCUUGCCAAUUUGAACUUCCUAUCAUAUCUGAACCUCUCCUUUAAUCAUCUCACAGGUAAGAUCCCAACAGGUACUCAGCUUCAGUCAUUUGAAGCAAGUUCAUUUGAAGGAAAUGAUGGGUUGUAUGGACCCCCACUAACCAAAAGUCCAAAUCAUGGAAUGCAUGCACUGCCACCACCUGAAAUGCCACAAUGUGGAAGCCUAGCUUGUGAAGUUCAAUGGAAUCUUGUGAGUGCAGAAAUGGGAUUGGUUUUUGGGCUUGGAAUUGUCUUUGGACCCCUCUUGUUUCGGAAGAGAUGGAGGAUGCGCUAUUGUCAAUUUCUGGACAAAAUUCUUUGCCGGAUAUUUCCUCAACUAACUCAUGACUUUGAAAGGCAUGGAGGCCAAAGUUACAAAGUUCUGGUAUGGAGGAGGAAUUAG
Molecule: messenger RNA, 3288 nt
Organism: Arachis duranensis
Lineage: Eukaryota; Viridiplantae; Streptophyta; Magnoliopsida; Fabales; Fabaceae
Product: receptor-like protein 7
Exons: 3
Coding region: 1-3288 (1095 amino acids)
Molecular function (GO): protein binding
Source: RefSeq, a predicted model, not a curated record